This is a messenger RNA of Caenorhabditis elegans, 1354 nucleotides long. RefSeq names its product Lipase (gene lips-8). Gene Ontology annotation, molecular function: hydrolase activity. Bases 1 to 1272 code for a protein of 423 amino acids. Gene Ontology annotation, biological process: lipid catabolic process. The record is from RefSeq and is marked reviewed. The transcript has 8 exons. NCBI's taxonomy places the organism in Eukaryota, Metazoa, Nematoda, Chromadorea, Rhabditida, Rhabditidae.
AUGAAAGCCCGCUUUAUUUUAUUUUGUGUCUUAUUUACAAAAACUACUUUCGCUGAGUUUAACAAGCAUUUUGCGGAUUUUAUAGAAGAUGACUAUGGCAAAACAUUUCUAAAUACCCUCCAAAGAUCAGAUCUUGGAGAUGGUGGAUCUUUUGGUGGUAAGAGCACUUCAAACGAUGAAAUUCUAAAUGAUCCAGUAAUUUUUGUUCAUGGAGUUUCUGACAUUGCGGGUGGGAAAAUGCAAGCACUAUCUGCUACAUAUAAAAAACAUGGUUAUGGUAGUGGUGAGCUUUAUGCGACUACAUAUGAUAGCGGUUCCAAAAAUAAUCCGAUUGCAUGGGCAGACUAUUCUUUGAAAUGCGAACAUGUAAAGCAGAUUCGAACAUUCAUUUUAGCAGUUAAAUACUACACGCAGAGGAAUGUCGACGUUGUUGCGUACUCGCUUGGGGUUCCCAUUGCUAGAAAGGCUAUUCUUGGAGGUGAAUGUGUGGAUACACGGGAAGACCUAGGUCAGCCUCUUACACAAUACGUGGAUACUUUUGUUGGUGUUGCUGGGCCGAACCACGGCAUUUCAUUGCAGGUCGCUGGAGUAUCCAUUCCAGGAUGCGUCAUUGGAGCCAUACCUAUUCUUCCAAUUUGCAGCAGGGUUAUCGGAUUGUAUUCCGGACUUUGUCCAACUGAAAGUGAUUUUUUAACGGAUAUUAACGAAAAAAAUCAUUACGAAGGCAAAUACGUUUUUACAUUGUAUACUGAAACCGAUGAAUGGAUUGGAUAUAAAAUUUGUGACAAGAUAACAGCUAGAAUUCCUGGCGAAGAUGGUCACAGAAUAUAUAAGAAAUAUUCACAUGAUGAAAUUAUAUUGAGAACUUGUGAUACACAAAUUGAAAUGAUGCAGUCUCAUACUUCUCCAUCAGAUGUUUCUGAAGAGCCGCAAUCUCAAAUAAAACGAGCUUUACCCAAAUCAAGGCAAACUCGAAAACGAAACAUUGAAGAUUAUGACUACCUCAGUGAGCUCAGUAGCUCAAAUUUCGAGACCGCACCGCAAGAGCUUCAAGGUUCCUCAAAAAUGUCCCAAACAGUCAUCCCCACUACCGUCAGAAGUUAUGAAACUGUAACAAGAAGCUACGAAUCAUCAUAUCUCCCGCCGCGCAUUGUGAAGAGUGACAUUGAUAUGAUAAAUGCGAGGCCUUAUCAGUUCAAGACGACGCAAUCUGAUUAUGUAGGCGACAAAGUUGGCGGAUAUCAUACGCAUGUCAACGUGUCUUUCGAUUGAAAAUCACAAAUUAACAUGUCUUGUGUUCAAUUGUAAUAUUGGAGCGUGAUAUGAGGGGAACUGAAAGUAAUAAAAUAUUAUU